Molecule: messenger RNA, 2613 nt
Organism: Bipolaris maydis ATCC 48331
Lineage: Eukaryota; Fungi; Ascomycota; Dothideomycetes; Pleosporales; Pleosporaceae
Source: RefSeq, a predicted model, not a curated record
AUGCCUCCUGCUAACCCAGUACAUAAUUUGCCUAUUCAAUUCGCUAACACAAUAGUGCCAAACUGUGAUCUGUCUUCAGCUCUAGAUAUAAUUAAGUUGCAAAUAAGCGAGGCAAUCGACUAUAAUAAUCUUAAGGCCCUGAUAGACGCGCUUAACUACUUAAAGAAGGACGCUCAGCAGAAAAUGUCCAUAAGGAGAGCUAGCCAAGCAAGCAUGCAAACCCAUCGACAGCAUACAUACAUAGCAGGCUCGCUAUUUAUCACUAAAGACGAGACGGAGUCUAAGUCUAGUAAUGAAAACUAUAAGACACGGUCUCCAACUCUUUACGAAGAAAACCAUGCUGAACACGAAAUAAGGAAUGCUGCAGCAGAGACUCUAGUGGAUUAUCCAAGCUUGUUGCUAGUCGACAAUGACAGCCAAGCGGACAAGAUCCUUCUUGAGAGGAAUUGUGGGACUGAAACAACGCAAUUAAGGCACUCUAUGGGAGAAAACCUAUCCUCUCCUACGUCCCAUACAGCAGGGCUAUUUAGUAACGAGCGAGAUGAUUAUACGGAUGUACAGCCGGCGGAGGAAACUAGUGCCACUUCUCUAUAUCAAGCAUUGGAGGAUCUAGAAGAUGCUGAGGAUCAACCGUUUCCCGAGCUUCCAUAUCCUAGUUUGGCCCAUCAGCCAACACUAGGCUCAAUAGUGCAGGAUGUCUCAGAUUCACUCUUCAAUGGCGGACAGUUUGGAGGAGAUAUCUUGAAUAGCUUACCCUUACCGCAAUUUUUCAACAAAGCAUUUGAAGACUUGUAUCCUACCUCUAUGCAUAAUAAGGUGCAGGGAGACGUCGAAGAAAUCGCCGUAUAUCCUAACGAACAAUAUCUAACUAACCAAAGUCACACAGAGAAUUCCGAUGAUAAUCCAACGUUUCAAGGCUACGUAGAUCUCGCUUAUCACUCAGGCUUUCGCCUUCCACAAGAAACUACAAAGGAUACAGAUUACGUUAAUGCUCAGGAGAUCCUAUUACCCUUAGUUAAAGAUCGGCCCCUUACGUCAAGACUCCUCCAUAGUAUAUUAUAUACGUUACUUCCUGGCCCAGUUCUCAUCAUUGAUCUUUAUUCUGAUGCAUUCGAUUCAGAGGCGGUGGAAGGAAGUACCUACACCAAUCUUAUAGCAAUCGUACGUCGAAAUGAAGAUGCUUCGCCUCUACUUAUAGUAGGGCUUGAGAGGAGCAAAACCGAGGUUUUCUUACUAAAUCUAGAGAACUUCGAGCUUAAAGCGUUGCGGGAAUCACUUCUCUGCAAGCCUUCCGAGAUAAAUCGCGGGCGUUGUCUACCAAUAGAGCAACCUAUUUUCGAUAAACUGUUCCACAUCUAUAUCUAUUUAGAUAGGCAAGAAAGCCAAAGUUAUAUCCUAGUUGCUAGAAAUCGAUAUAUUAAAUAUUGCUAUUUUGAGAUAUAUCUGCGUGCUGGUAUUUCUGAGAUACUGCCCCCUACUCCAUAUACUGAAGAAAUAUAUCGAGUUUACGAAAACCUCACUCCUUUAGAAAGAAAGAGGCGAGCUCCUGAUAUGGUUAAAGACGAGAUUUCAAAGAAGAUCGCAAAAGAAUAUGGUGGAAAUGAAAAGCGGAUUCGACGCAAUAUCAACAAAUACAUUAAGGAUGGGAGAAUACUACAUCAUAUUCUGCGAGGUAGAAGGUCCCUAGAUCUAGCUCUGCUCAUUCUAUUUCCAAGCUUUGGAUCCGACUCGCCUUCCCUAAGCAUAACUGAAUUUGGAUUGGAGCUUGAGGAGCUUGAGGAGAAGGUUCUUAUGGAGGCAGCUUGGUUUGGCGAGGUGUUGCAGGCUAGGCCAGAACUGCUAGAACUGAUUCUGAAGGCCGUCUUAGACAUUAUCUCGAAUACCUUAAUAUAUAAUCUGAACCUUCAAGGGCGUGAUCUAGAUAGCUUUCAGACCAUCUCUUGCACAUUUUCGCUACCGGAUUAUUAUCUAAACGGAGAAAUGAAGAUUGAACCUAAGAGCAAUACAAGCAACGAAGACGCAUGGCCUUGUUUAGGCGCUAUCAGUAUCGACCGCCUGAAUAUGCUUGUAUUUUGGGAAAGUUCAUGGCUUUCAGCACGUGAGUACCAUGUACUUCGUCAAGAUGGACAUCAUAGGUGGCUUGUCCACGCUCGAGGCGAAGACGAGCUACUUAUCUCCUGGGAGCCUACAAUAGAAAGGAAGUCAAUUCAAACCUCGCCUCAAGAUUUGAUUUAUAAAUUCUCUAUAGAGGUUCGUAGAGAUCGACCUGGUUUGCUUGGAUAUGUGGCGGCGAAGGCUUUACCCCCCUCUUCAAACGUGCGUACCCGUCUUCCAGCAUUUCUAGCCUACUGGAAAAUUGCCCAAAUGACUAAGGGUCUUUUCUUUUAUCUGCAGCAAACUUAUUCCAGCCACCGGGGCUAUAUUGUCCACGAGGAGUCAGGCAAAGUUUGGAUACAGUGGGAACCCACGUGGGUGGUUUACGAAAACUUGAAUGAAAGUAAGAAACAGCAGCUCUUACAAAUAUCCCAUGAUCCUGAGGCUAUCUUACAUCGCUUCCACAAGGCAAUCGUUCACUAUUCCAUGCGCUCGGUGGUACAAAGGCGCAUUGGUUAG